AGCGGAGCUCCGGUGCCGCCGCCGCCAGCGGGAGCGUGCCCGUCGCCUCUGCCCUCUGCUCUGCGUGGGAUCGCCGCCGCCCGCCCGCCGGGGGCUCCCCGAGCCGGGGCGAGGUGAGUAGGGGAACCGCCCUCCGCCGGGGGGUGCGCCGCAUCGCCCCUGGGGGCCGGCGGCUGAGGGGGAGCGGGCGGGCAGCGCCUCUUCGUGCCGCCUCCCUCAGCUCGCCGCGGGCUGCGGGGGGACCGCGCCGGGCGGGGGGGAGCGGGGCGGAGGAGCGUCGAGGGAUCGGCGAGGUGGCGGCACCCGCCCCGCGCGGCGCCGGGGGUGUUUUUUUCAAACCGAGCGUUUGCACGUCGAUGGCCGGCGGGGGCUUUCUGAUGGAGCAAUUAUCGGAUGAAGAGCUUGACCAUGGUGCAGAAGAAGACAGUGAUAAGGAAGAUCAGGAUCUGGACAAGAUGUUUGGGGCCUGGCUAGGAGAACUGGACAAACUCACACAGAGUUUGGAUUCAGACAAGCCUGUGGCACCAGUGAAGAGAUCACCUCUCCACCAAGAAACCAACCUUGCCAACUUCUCAUAUCGUUUCUCCAUGUACAAUUUGAAUGAAGCUCUGAAUCAGGGGGAGACUGUGGAUCUAGAUGCCCUCAUGGCUGAUCUCUGCUCCAUAGAGCAGGAGCUCAGCAGCAUUGGGUCUCAUUCAGCAAAUAAUACUGCAGUGAAACGCCUUGCCACAGAAUCGAAAGUUCAGAAACCACCUGCUAGCCGUCCUUCUACUAAGCAUGGCAGUAUGAAAGGAUUAUCCUCUUCAUCUGGUAAGGUUACUAAACCACCACAUGCCAACGUUUCUCUGGAUGACAUCACUGCACAAUUAGAGAAAGCUUCCUUGAGCAUGGAUGAGGCAGCCCAGCAGUCUAUAGCAGAAGAUGCCAAACCAGUAGUUAAUGCCCAGCACAGGAGGACAGCAUCUGCUGGCACAGUGAGUGAUGCUGAGGUACGCUCAAUCAGUAACUCCUCCCGUUCCAGCAUAACUUCUGCAGCUUCCAGCAUGGACUCUUUGGAUAUUGAUAAGGUGACAAGACCUCAGGAACUGGACUUGACAUCACAAGGGCAACCAAUCACCGAGCACUCCUAUUUGGACAGGGAAACCUCCCUCCUUCUGAGAAACAUUGCAGGAAAGCCUUCUCACUUACUGACCAAGGAGGAACAGGCUGCUAAACUGAAAGCUGAGAAGAUUAGAGUGGCGUUAGAGAAGAUUAAAGAGGCACAAGUGAAAAAGUUGGUGAUCAGAGUCCACAUGUCUGAUGACAGCUCAAAAACAAUGAUGGUGGAUGAGAGGCAGACGGUGAGACAAGUAUUAGACAAUCUGAUGGACAAAUCACAUUGUGGUUAUAGUUUAGACUGGUCAUUGGUGGAAACCAUCUCUGAAUUGCAGAUGGAAAGGAUCUUUGAAGAUCAUGAAAAUUUAGUUGAAAAUCUUCUCAAUUGGACAAGAGACAGUCAAAACAAGCUAAUGUUUGUGGAACGUAUAGAGAAAUAUGCGCUUUUUAAGAAUCCUCAGAACUAUCUUCUGGGGAAAAAAGAAACCUCUGAGAUGGCAGACAGGAAUAAAGAGGUGCUGCUGGAGGAGUGUUUCUGUGGAAGUUCUGUAACUGUGCCAGAAAUAGAAGGAGUUCUGUGGCUGAAAGAGGAUGGUAAGAAGUCUUGGAAGAAACGUUACUUUCUUCUUCGAGCUUCAGGAAUCUACUACGUUCCUAAGGGAAAGGCAAAGGUCUCGCGGGAUCUCGUGUGCUUUCUACAGCUAGAUCAUGUCAACGUUUACUAUGGACAGGACUAUCGGAACAAAUACAAAGCUCCCACAGACUACUGCUUAGUGCUGAAGCAUCCUCAGAUCCAGAAGAAAUCCCAGUAUAUUAAGUAUCUUUGCUGUGAUGAUGUAAGAACUCUACACCAAUGGAUCAAUGGCAUCCGCAUUGCUAAGUAUGGGAAGCAACUGUAUAUGAACUAUCAAGAUGCACUAAAGAGAACAGAAUCGGCGUAUGACUGGACUUCCUUGUCUAGCUCAAGUAUCAAGUCAGGCUCCAGCUCAUCUAGUUUGCCAGAGUCUCAAUCAAAUCAUUCUAAUCAAUCUGACAGUGGAGUUUCUGACACCCAGCCAACCGGACACGUCCGUUCCCAAAGUAUUGUCAGCUCCAUGUUCUCUGAGGCCUGGAAGAGAGGCACACAACUGGAGGAAUCCAGCAAGGCCCGAAUGGAGCCUGCAGGUCGGCCCUUCAUCUCUGUUGCACCUCCUGUGUCCCCACAGACAAAAGUGGUGACCCCCUAUACAGCAUCACAGCCAUCCCCCCCACUUCCCCCUCCUCCACCACCACCUCCUCCCCCACCACCCCCUCCUCCUCCUCCCCCGCCUCCGCUCCCCAGCCAGGCCGCCCCAUCUGCUGCCUCGCCCGCUGCCAUGUUUGUUAAGUACAGCACCAUCACCAGGCUGCAGAAUGCUGCCCAGCACGGUGGGCCUUUUUCCAAGGCCCCUGCUGCUGCACAGCAGCCCCCCCUGCCCCCUCCAUCCUCAGGCAAGCCUCAGAUACUGGUGCCACCCAAUGGAGUCAUGCCACCUCCCCCCCCUCCUCCUCCUCCCCCCACACCGGGCUCAGCCAUGGCACAACUGAAGCCAGCACCCGUCGCCCCCUCUGUACCACAGUUCACGCCUCCACCGCCCCCUCCCAAAAUCCAUCAGGUUCAACCAAAUAUAAGUCAGGUGGCUGCUGCUGCUGCCUCACCAUUGCCACCACCUCCUCCCCCUGUGCCUGCCCCACCACCACCCCAAGCACCCCCAAAGCCUCUCAUGACAGCUCUCCCCCCACAGCCUAGCAGGAAGGCAGCGUCACCGGGGGUCUCGCACAUCACAUCCCCUGUGCCAGUUCCCUUGCCUCUUGCAGUUAAGAAACAGCCAACAUCUCCCCAGGUGCCUCCACUUCCCCAGGUGCCUCCACUUCCCCCGGCCCCUCCGGGCCCCACUCCUCCCCCAACAUUUCCAAAGCAACAGAGUUUUUCUAUGAAGCCUCCCCCAUCCCCUCAAUCCCCAGUGCCGUCAGUAGUGAAGCAGAUAGUCAGCCAGUUCCCACCUCCUCCCACCCCACCUGCCACUGAGCCCCAGCCUCUGAAACCCCUUCCAUUGAGUGUGGCUCCCCAGUCACCUCCAGCAGUGAAGGCAAAACCCAAAUGGCAGCCUGCCUCUGCUCCCUCGCCGGAUUUCCCACCUCCUCCACCAGAGAGCAGCUUAGUGUUUCCUCCUCCGCCUCCUUCCCCAGCUACCUCUGCAGGUUCUCCCCCCCCUGACAAAUCAGGGUCUCCAGUCAAAAAGGCCAGCAAGACAUCAAGCCCUGGAGCAAAGAAACCGCCUCCAACACCUCAGCGGAACUCCAGCAUCAAGUCCACCAGCUCCACUGAGUACAGUGAGUCCAAGAGACCUUCAGUGGACCGCCUUGUCAGCAAAUUUGCACACCCACCAGAGCCAUCAGGGUCUCCAUCAAAGGAGUCAUCACCUCCUGUGGCCCCUCCAAAGCCUGGAAAGCUCAAUCUCUCUGGUGUGAGCUUGCCCAUUGUCCUUCCGCAGGGAGGGAUCCCGGCCAAGGCUCCUGCUCCAGGUGUAUCUGGGAAGGAACCCAUGGUUGAAUUUCCUUCUCCGCCAUCGGAUUCAGACUUUCCACCACCACCACCUGAAAUAGAUCUUCCUCUCCCACCUGUUGAGAUACCAUCUGUGUUUUCAGGCAGCACUUCCCCAAAAGUUGCUGUGGUCAACCCUCAGCCUCAGGCGUGGUCGAAACCAUCAGUUAAAAAAGCUCCACCACCCACACGUCCUAAGCGGAACGACAGCACUCGGCUGACACAGGCAGACGUCGCGGAGUCACCGGCCACACCUGGCCCCCAAGUGCCCACUUCACCCAAGUCUAGCCUUAGCGUUCAGCCAGGAUUCCUGGCAGACCUCAACCGGACGCUGCAGCGGAAAUCCAUCACCCGGCACGGCUCCCUCUCCUCUGCACGGAUGUCCAGAGCAGAGCCCACUGCCACCAUGGACGACAUGGCCUUGCCACCACCCCCACCGGAGCUUCUGGCUGACCAGCAGAAGACGAGCAGCUUCGGGGGCAGUCAUAUAUCCGGCUAUGCAACAUUACGGAGGGGGCCGCCCCCUGCACCUCCCAAAAGGGAUGAGAACACUAAGCUGUCACGGGACUGGUAGUCGGUCACCUGGGGCUGGUGCUCUCCAUGGCUUGUGGGCUGCUCUGUGAUCAGCCAACCCGUGAUGUUGUGCACUUGGAGAGAAUGCGGGGACGUGGACAAUAGCCCUGUCAAAAGAGGUGAUCUCAAACUGUAGCCGAGGCUAAAGAUAGAGAGACGUUCCCCUCUCGUGGCUAGGCCAAAACAGCUGGGGGCUGGGGGUUGUCAGUAUUUUAUUGGGGGAGGUGGGUAGAGGGGCGUUGACUUAACAUUUUCAAUUUCUUUUACCCUUCAUAUGGAUUGGACCAAAAUCCCUUUUUCUUACUUUUUCUGCAUUUGGGGGGAAGAUAAUUUUUUGUAGUGUCUGUCCAUGUGAGACAUGUUUGUGCAUGUAUUAUAAGUGUAGGUAUAUAAUAUAUUGUGAUAUAUUUCAUUGCAAUUAUAGAAGAUAACCAGAAUGUUUUUGUAGAUCCGUAUUUAUUGUUUCGGUCACUAUAUAUUAUUGGGAAUCAGACUCUGUAACCAGUCAAAUCUGAUUGUAAACAUGAAACUGUAGGGGGCACUUUAAAGAAAGGAGGAGAAAAAAAAAGAAAAAGAAGCAGGGAAAAAAAACCCAAAGACAAACAAUUUGGCAGUUUGUGAUGGGUAAAUGGUGCAGAGUUGAGAUGUUCUGCUAGUAACUGUACGUUGGUCAUUGAUUGAAAAAUACAAACGCAACAUACCAAAACAUUCUGGUCAUAAUACUACUGAAAAUGAGUAUGUUCUGAGGAAGAAAAUAGAUUUUAUAUAUAGUGGGCUGGAGUGAAAUAUAUUUAUACUAUAAAGAACCUCCCCCUCACUUCCGAAUAGUUUAAAAAUAUACACUGCUAUAAAUUAAUUCAAAGUUAUUUGUCCAUGAAGUAACUAGGAUAAGUAUAUAUUAUUCCAAUCCAUUAUGCAUCUUAACUUUAUAGCAGGCUUGAUCAUUUGUUUUUAUGACACAAGGUGACUAUUUGUGUUAACCCCUUCUGAAAGCUGCCAGGACUCCUGCAACCAGUGCCGACCCACAAGGCGGACCCCUGUGGAUACGCCACUUGUACGUGUAACUCUUUCCCUGAAUGAACAGGUAGGUUUUGGCAGCAAGCGUUACGUUCUCAAAUGAACAAACAUAGCGCAGUCUCACGCUGUCUGUGCCCAGUGAGAUGUAUUACCUUUGCAGAAACAAGUGUCAGGAAGCAGUUAAACGUACUGUUUGUAAUUUAUUAGUAGCUGUUAGGAAAUAUUGCUUUCUAGAAAGAGAGAAGGGAUUGGUAACUUGAGGCAAGCACAGCUGCAAUUCUCUUUUCUUUGACCUGCCAGAAACUGUGACCAAUGCAUAAAGCUGUUAAUUAUGAAGUUGCACUUCUAACAGUCAAGGGUAGGACUGGAAAAAAAGUCUUUGAGAGGCAGUAACGUUUGCAGACAGUUGUAAGGGGCCACAUGAGUAGGAAAUAUUUGCUUUGUUUUUUGGUUUGCCACAGAGUCACAAUCAUGGCAUCAGGUACCACAGUCCUUUUUUUGUACUUCAGAAGUUUCAUUAUGCUGCUUUAGCCAUGGCUUGGACACAGUAAAGUUAGUGUAGUUAGCAUAAGUGUUCUUGUGUGUUAUGCAUGCUCCUUACAGGGUAGUGGUACACAGUCUAUGUAAGUAAGUUAAGCAGAAUAUUGGGCCUGCACCUAGGCCAUCCUUGGUUGUCGUAACUUCCUUGGUCACAACAGGGAUGCUGUCAAGGCUGAGAUGUCAAAAGGAUUUUAUUAUUGUUUGCCUUUUCUCCAAAAGCAAAUAUUAUUACACGCUUUCCUUCCUCCAGAAGUGAAACAAGGCAGUAGUUUAACCUGACAGUGUCUUCAAGUGUGUGAAAUAAGAGAGACAAGCUAAGCUCCUGUUAGAGAAAUUCAUGCUGAUAUAAAUAUUGUGAGAGGGUCUGCUAUUCCUUUUUUAAUAGUUUUUUUUUUGUAAAUCUAAAUAAUAAAAUAAAUGUCUUUAUGAGUAAUUUAUCAAUAGGAAAAAGUUUGCCAAUUAGAAGGAAAAAUGACACAUAACUAUAUAGUUUUAAAUAAGUGCAUCGAGAAAAAUCAAUGGUGCUGUCUCUGCUUUCCUCUUUCAUAUCCUUUUUUGAAAUCUCUUUCAGCACCUCUGGAAAUUAUUUUAGUAUUUCAGACUAGUUUUUUUGAGCAAUAAGGAUAUACCAUUGUGUGCAUUUUUAAAGCAUUGCUGUGGAAAGGCACUUUUUUCUAUCUUUCAGAUUGUUCACAAUUUUUCAUUUCUAAUAUUUUUGUGCUUAUGAAGUGUCCUUAAAAGCAUUUGUGUUGUUGAUUUUGAGCAUGCUCAGUAUAGCUGGCUAAUAAGUUCACAGAAAAACUGUUAAGCUAUACUGGAAUUCAUGGGUGCUGUAAUUCUCUACAUUGGUCCUCCUGCUGCUUGGUACUGUAUGCGGCUCGUGGGGUUUGUACCCCAAAGUGGUGCAAAAUGUGUACAGACACAGUCCUAACUCCCCAGCUGUUACUGGCGAUAGGCAGGUGGGCGCAUUCUCUGCUUCCUGGUAGGGUGCAUAUGUGAGGUGAGUUGACACACAGUGUGUGCUCCCAGACGAGAGCAAUCAGGGAAUUCUGCUUAUCUCCUCUUUUUUCUUUCUCUGCAAAACAAUUCCACUGGUGGGUGACGGUUCUGUUUUUUUUCCUUCUGUUCAUUCAGUGCAGGUGCCUCUGGGAUUUGCAUUUGACAGAGCAAUGUUUCGAGUGCAGGUUUUUCAAAGGUGUUUGAGCGUUGUUCUUUUUGUUUUCCUGUGCCCGUGUUCAUUUACCCAGUAUCUCCCAUGAGACAAUAAAUCCAUGCUUAAUUUUGCAGGCUACUAAAGAGCUUGCUGGGAGACAGAAAUUGAACACCAACUUUAGAGCACAAAGAAUGAGCGUCAGCAAAGGUGGCACCCUUCUUAGUACAACUUCCUUCAUUAGUAAGUAGUCAUAUAGAAAUAUAGCAAGUGGCUGCAGCUUUCUUUCAGAUGAGCGCUAAAAUUUGGAUACAGAGUGGUUUGGAAAACCUGGAUGCCUUUUCAGCUUGUGAGACCUGCUGACAGAACUUGUUUUUCCAGUGUAUUUACUGUUUUUAUGACAGCAAAUAUGUAUGCCUUAUUUUACAAGUAAGCUAUUUUUGCCCUUGUGCACCGGUCUCUGAAUUCUACCAGUUUCUCUGCUAAAAUCAUCAGAAAAUAACGUACAGCAAGAUGCUUCUUGCUGCAAACACGGGGCUGUAAUCCUUUCGGCACUAUUAAAAUGAAUAGGUGAGAGCCGGGCUUGCAUACUCUCUACGCAAAGAUAGCAGAUGCUUUCAUCCUAGAAUGCUGAAAGUGGAUAGCUGUAAUUACAUGUAUAUGUAUUUGACUCGUAAUGUCAGGGAAAGCCUUGCUUCUGCAGGAGUUGAUGAGAGCGGACAGUGGCAUUCUGUACUGUUCCUGUGCCCCUUCUUUCCACUUUCCUCUGCCAGACAGCGGUGGCAUCCACCCCGCAGGUAGCAGAGCUCUGUUCAGCCAGCAGAGAGAGGAGUUAUCUGCGUGCAGAAUGCGUAGGAAGCAUAGGCUCGUGGACUUCCAUUGUAAUUCUGCUCUUGAGGUGCUUUGGAAGGGAAAACUAGGCUCUCAUAACAGCAGUAACCAGAGGGGAGAAAAGAUAAUAAUAAGAAAGCUUUUUAGCAAAUGGUUCUAAACAAAUAAUUGAUAACGUUUGGGGUGGACAUGCCGGUCUUCUGUUUUGUCCUUCAAAACAGGAAGGAGGCACGAGUCCCACAAAAAAGAAAGAAGUAAACUAGUUAUUUCAGUUCUUUUACAUGGAAAUUGCCUGCUUUCCUCUGCGCAGUAGCUUCCUCGUGCAACAAAAGACUACUUGCUCUAACUUGGUGCGCAGCCUCAAAGCCAAAGAGCUCCUCUCCUGAACUUACUGUGCCAUUUCCUGCAGAGCACCAGGGAACAACAGACACAUCAGGGAGACACCAAGGUACCUGAAUCGCUUUGGCUUCAGGACUAAUGGGAGAGGGAGCAAUAUUUUAACAAGUGCAUUUUAAGAUUUACUGUUGGGGAGUUGCACAUAUGGAGUUUUGUUGUUGUUUUCCUCAUUUCUUUGUCCACGUAGCACAAAUCAGAGUGGCCAUUCUUGCUCUGGGUUAAAAUUAUUUCUUUCCACAGUUAAAGGAACCAAAAGUGCCGUUUCAACUGCAGAAGGGCAAAAAAGAGAUUUUUUUUCUGCUUAUUACAGAAAACUGCAUAGACUCUAAUUGUUGUACUUCAGUGUACCAUUACAGGUAAAAUUCUCUUAUUGAAAAUAAGAUAGUAAGUGGGUCUUACUUUGAGCAUUACUUCCAGCACCGAAUCACGUUAAAAUCAGUUGCAUCUCCUUGAUUAAUUGGGUCAUUGUAUGGCUUGCUGGCUUUACCUAUAGCUGGAGAACAUUUGCUGUGGUAGAGAAUAAGAUUUACCAUUGGCAAAUAUUGUUAACCUAGAGCCCAAUUCUUGGAGCUGUAGUGGUAUUUUUGUUCAGUUUGUUACCUGCAGAAUUUUCAACACUUGAUGCUCUUCCUGGUUUUUAGCAUUUACUUCCAAGUAGUGGCAGUAGUUUAUAAAGGUAUUUUCUGUUUGGUGUAAAUGUGUGCGACUUCCACCUUGUCAGCAUAUGUACUUUCUUGCAGUUUUGUCUCAGUCCAAACAGGAGCAAUGUAAACUCCUGCCAGAAGGUAGCGACGAUAGUGAAGAUGUGAUCAGAACAUGGGAGCAGUUUUGUUUUCUUGGUGGUUUUUCCUUUUUUUUUUUUUUUUUUUGCCUCAUUGUGAAGACGUAGAAUUAUAUUCUUGUUCAAACAGUGCUCCUCAUCUGGGGACAAGGGCAGUCUCAAUUCUUUGGUGGUAGGAGCUUCCUGAUUUGUGGCUCCUGGUGUUCAGCUUUGUGUUCCUUUUUUCCACUUGGAGUAGACUGCAAUCUAGAGAGCAUUUAACACUACAGCUUUCCCUUACAUGUUUCUAUAAAUUGCUGGUGGUUUUAAAAUUUUUAUUUUAGAAGCGUAAUUACAUUUUUCUAAAACUGAAUAUUUUUCCCUUCUGAAUUCCUUUUUUCCUUCAGUCAAAAAAAAAGUGACAAAACCAGCAUUACAGUGCAGGGGUCAGCACUCACUAAUACUGCGAUCCAAUGAGACACAGGCUUUGUCUAGUUUUGAAAAGCUUAAGGAAUUCCUAAGAUGCCAAAGAUGCAUUCAGAGCUAAAUUUCAGGUACGCAGAUGUGCUUGCAGCAGCUGCUCCUGCUGUCAGCUGCCCUGCAGCCACGUCCUUGACUCACCACUGUAAGGUAACUGAGUAUAGACCUGCAAGGGGUGUGUGGGCAAAGGGCAGUUUAGCUGGAGAACCUGUGCUCAAAGACUCCCUUGUUGGUAAUUUGGUGCAGCGCUUAUACUUUAAAAAGGAAAAUCAAUACUUCCACAAUUUACAAUUGAAAUCUUAGGUUUCCUCCUAGUGGACUGCCAUGGACCAGAAAUUAACUGGAGCAGCAGUUUGUUUUAUGGCUUACACUAACUACUGUUAGCAGCCACUAGUAAGUAAUAUCCUGUAUAAUACUGGGGAUGCAAAUGUAAGAAGUGUCACUGCAACGAUGAUUUGUCUGUACAGCAAACUUGUGAUGAGUGCUGUAAAUACAUUCAUGUUUACUGCUUUAAAAAAGAAAAUUGCACAUUCUAUCUUUACAUGGGAUUGCCUCCCCUCUUCUUCCCUUUCCAAAAAAGAAAAAUCAAAGCUCUUUUAGACUGCUAGCUUCAGGUUGGGGGGAGCUUUGCCAUAUUAUAAAUAUAUAUAAAUAUAUGUAUAAAUAUACUUUUUUAAGCAUGAGAGAGGACAAAAGAAAUACAUUAUAGAGUACCCAAUAUAGAUCAUUAUACAAUGGAAUAUGCACAAUUCAAUAAAGAUGUAGUUAAAUUUAA
Molecule: messenger RNA, 10180 nt
Organism: Gallus gallus (chicken)
Lineage: Eukaryota; Metazoa; Chordata; Aves; Galliformes; Phasianidae
Gene: RAPH1
Product: Ras association (RalGDS/AF-6) and pleckstrin homology domains 1
Exons: 15
Coding region: 357-4232 (1291 amino acids)
Biological process (GO): signal transduction
Cellular component (GO): cytosol; plasma membrane
Source: RefSeq, a predicted model, not a curated record